CUGAAACACGUGUUUUGAAAACGUUUCGCGGUUAUUAAUUAAAAGCGGUAGGAUUAAGCACAACAGGACAAAUAUUAACUCAAGAUAUCAGUUGAAACCAUAUGGUAAAAAUUUACAUCGGAGAGAAAACAAAUGCGAUAACUGUCGACGAGAUUUAAAUUUUCCACUAAGAUACAGGCAGCAUUUAGAAAAAAGCAUUUACAAAGUAUAGAAAUAAUUUGUCUGUCAAAAACGAAAUAUAUUCAAUUUCUCAAGAGCAAUACAACUUUUCGGUCAAAAGAUAUCGAAUCACACAACCAUACGGACAACUAUAUUUACAACUUUACAUACAAAUAUUUAUUUGUAUUUGCCGGUGGAUUUUGAACAGCAGCGCAGUGGGUGUUCGCAUUCCACAUCUAUACAUGUGGAAAUCAGCGAAUUAAACGCGCGAGGAUACCAACACUUUCAUUCUGUCUAGUACAAUGAGCGCGCACAUGUACAACCCACGUAAAUGCAAAAGUCUAAUAUCUACGAACUUGUAAGGCAUAAAUAAAGUGCACUAAUGUCGGUACGACGGUACGAUAUAUAUUUACACGUAGUACCUGUUUAACUCUUAAUAAAUAUGUGUAUAUUCCGUCGAGUGGAACUUGAGGACGUUAAUGGAGAAAGAUAAUUUACACGCCGCGCAUAUAAAGGCUACGUAAAAUCGCUAAUGAACAAUAAACAUACUUUUUAGGUUUUUUUCCCCCAUUUUCUCUAAAUGUCUAAAUAUUCGUUUCAAGUUUGAAUUUCAAGAAGUAGAAAUCGAAUGCAAAAGUGAACCUUGGAUUAAAAAGCGCCGAACUUGAAGUCAUCCAUAUGACCUAAAUCAUUGUGUCGACGCUAAGCUGUCAAAGAAACUUUUGGAAAAGUUCAACAAUCUUUUGCGGAAGGUUUAGAAAACUAAUCUUUUGGUGACUUUUAGAGAUAAAAAUGCUAAUAAUUGACGCUCAGCGUCGACGCUAACUUCAGAAACACGUGAAUGAAAAUACUGACAUAAGUAAAAAACCAUCAUUAAAAUUUCGAUUUAGUUCCACACUUUUACGACCAAAGAAGCUAAAUUCAAGAACACAACAAAAAUUCCGUAAAUCCAGCAAUUAUUUCAUCAUUAUUCUCUUUUCUCGGCGCAAAUAAUGAAAAACUUGUUUCAUUCGUUACACGAGUGCAAAAAUGUUGUUCGCAAAAAGCCGGAACCUUGUAAAAUAGUAAACAAAUCGCGGAAAUGGAUGAGAUAGGGUAAUGAGAGCCGCUGUUGGUUAUAAAGGCAAAGGAGGAGAAGAAGAAGAAGAAGGAGCGAUUGAGCGCGGGGGGUAGAGUGUAUGGCGCUAGCCAGAUGUCGUGUCGCGCCGCUCAGCGUCCGAGACGACGCGAGUCGCUGGGUCUUGUGAAUCUGUUUUGCGAAUAUAGUGUGUGUGUGGGUGUUACUGUGAGCGCGUGCGGUAGCAAAUCUUUCAAUGUGUAUUUCAAUGUGUUUUUGCGUAUGUAUCGCGUUUGCGUUUAAGUGGGCGAGAGAGGCGACCAGCUGUGCCGCGCCACGAUUCACCGUCGCCGCGCUGUCGCGACUCCCACAGUACACACAUAAUAUAUAACAGCGGAAUACUUUUCUAGUCUCUCAAACCGAUUGAUACUCUCCGAGAGUUGGAGAAAAAACAAAAUGAAAAUCCUCCUCUUAGUGAUUACAUUUGAUAGCAGCAAACUUCAGUUUCCUCUACGCGUUAUCACGCGUAUUUUUUUGUGUAUCACGUCACGAAGAUAAUUAGCUUAUUCUAAUUCUAUCACUACUAUUGUAUUCUAGCUAUUUUUGUACCUUUUUUGUAUUUGUAAGUUUUUGUUUCUACAUUCAACAAUUUCGGAUGGUAAUUUUCGUUGUUUAUUAGGUCCCAAGUUAUCACUAGUGCACCACCCGUAAUUCAUUCUACUUUAUCAAUUCGAUUGUUUGUCUCCUCGCCCCAAGCAUUAUUAUGCCCAUCGUUUAUUGUUAGCCACAUUAUUAUGUCCAUUGUUUGUUAUAUUUGCAAAUUUACAGUCGCAAUUGUUAGUUAUAACCACCGUCAAUGUUUCUAUUAGUCUAAUACGUUAAUGUUGCAACUAUUUAUUACACAAUGCUCUGCUAUUUCAAUUGUUCCAAAACUGCUCCAAAUGCAGUUGAUGGUUUUCAUUAUCUUCUUUAAAAAAAUAGUACUUUUUAGAAUUCUUGUAGUUGAACUCUUUAAAUCUUCUAAUCUUCGAAAACUCUUCGAAUUCUCAUAGUCGCCGUUUUCUUAAAAGUAUCAAAUUGAUACUAAAUUGGAUCAAGUUGAUGCCAAAAGAUUCGGAUCCCUUUUUGAUUUGAUUUUUAGUAUAUCAAUUCUUGACUUGCAAGACGCUUUUGAUUUUCACCUUCCGCUGUUUUCAAAAUUGGACAUUAUAUUAAAUGCGUAAGUGAGUCGCGUUUACGAGCGGAUGUGACCGAACGGAUUUUCAAAUCGCAUUCGAUUUAUUCAUUGCGACGUGUAUCGUUGCACAAGUUUUGCUUUCUUUCAAUUGCAAAAUUUACCGUGUGUUUGUCGUUUUUGCAUUCGAUGCUCGAUCAUGAGGAAUCACAUUAUAAAAUGUUGCGCAUUGGGAUUUACCAUUAUCGUAUAGGUUCAAUGAACCACUAUACGAUUGACGGACACUAGGAAAAUUUUUCCAAAGAAUAGAAAAAGAGGAAAAAUUUCAAGACGAUACAAAGUUCCUCCAGUUAGCGUCGACGCUAAGCUUCUAAAUUUGUUUUCUUACGCAGAAGCAAAAGCAAAAAUUAACUCAAUUCUUGAUGGUCGUGAACCUAUAGUGUCGACAAUCAUUGUCGAAAACUAUUUUUUUAAACACUUCAGCACUACAAAUGGUAAUUUUGUUGUUGGUUUUUAAGUCUACAUCGCAUGAGAAUUAUUUUCAAAAUAAAGAUUCAUAAUAAUCGGGAUUUUGUGAAAGGAAAAUUUACACGUUUUAUCAAAGCGGAAGAUGAUGAUGUGCUUAUAAUCAAUCGAUCCGUGACGAUUUUAAUUAACUCGAAUGAAAUUUUAACAAGUGUGGCGUGAUCGGAAUAAUUUAUUAUAAUCAGGUGAAUAUCAAAUUUUGCAAAGCGCAAAAAAGAAAAAACAAAUUUACUAUAGCUCCCUUUUGGAACCUUAGUUUAAUUGAACUAAUUUCUUCUUACCUUUGUUUCAAAAUAUAGAUAUUAUUUUAGAACUUUUUUUAUACCAUGAUAAGAACAGAAUGCCGAAUGUUUAGGAAAAAACAACGAAUUUUUAUCUUGAAAACUGACCUAGAAUACAUAAAUUUUUUUUAUUGAUACUAGUACCCUAAUUGGAUUUUUCUCUUUUUGGUUCUGGAAAAAAAGAAACUUCAGAGUUUUGUCACUUUGGUGAAUAUUUUGGAAAACUUGAAUCUAAUGAAAAUGAGGAAGAAAGAGAGAGAGAGAAAAUUAUUUUGAAAACGCAUCGAAUGGAUAUUCGAAACGCAUUUGUUGUUGCGUCAGAAAAUAUUUUUAAACCUCGAUAAAUAAUGAGGAAAUAGUUUUGCGGGGAAAAUUUGUUUUGGUUUUUAGAGGAUGCAAAACAUAUGGAUGUCUGUGAGAAUAUUACACACAAACACGUGGUCAUUGAGAAAUGAGAUCAGGGCAUCGACAGUUGCGGUGUUCCGUUUGUGAGAGAGACUCGCGCAUAUAUAUGUCUAGGCGACAUGAGAAUUAAAUCAGAAUUAAUGGCUUCGAUAACCGAACUGUCGGGUGAUCUAUGACCUUAUGGCUAUGGCGUAUUAGAGAUGAGAAGAUGAGAAUGCGAGAGAGAAGGAUGGAAGAACCUAUAUCUUAAACGAUUCGAUAAGCGACUCGAACCGCGGACCUUUAGGCGUUGUACAUGACAGGCGGUCGUCUGCUCUUGAUAAAUCACGAGCCAUUCACUUUCUUCUUCUUCUUCUUCUUCUUCAUCUUCGCAUAUAUGUGUGCGUAUACGUUCGUUUGUUCCUUAAAGUCCAGAAUUCUGUUUGGAAAUCAGGAAUUUUGUGAGGAAGAGAAUAAAAUUUUGGGUAUAAUCCUUAACUGUAAAGUUACUUAUUUAAAAAAAAUCAUGUUUUAAAAAAGUAGAAAGUGCGUUAUUGUCGUAGGGGUGUUUUUUUUUAAUUUGUGAUUAGAGGAAGUUUCUGUAGAUGUUACGACACAUAAAGUGCCGACCUUGCCGUGCAGUCACGCCUUUUGCUCAGCAUAAUUUCAGUCCUUUCCGAAGAUGUGCGUGGAGAUUGCAGAUAAUGACCGGCAAUUUGCCGCCUUUUCACGCGAUUCGGUCGCACUUCAGUUUCCUUGGCACGACAAACGUUCUCAUCUGUCCCUUUCCAAUCUUAUUAUAUUAUAGAGUUGUUACACAUAAUUCCUGUAUUUUAUCCUCCCGGUGAAAUCGAUUUUUGCCAGGUGCGAAUUCAAGCUUAUUUCUCGAUACCGCUAAUAAAAUUUUCAACUUUAUUGUUACCUCAUCAUUUCAUUUGGUUUUCGAAAAGCUAAAUUUUUUAGUUUAACACAAUAUAUUUCGUUUCAAAAUAUAUUUUGACUUUUAGAAAAUAGUUUUUGACGCUAACAUAGCAGGAACAUGGAUUUUCAAAAUCCGUUAAUAAGAAAAAGAAGAAGAAAAAGAGAUCAGUAGGUCGCAAUACUUGAAAUGUUUUCACGGUCUAAAAUUAUCGCAAGAAAAACGAGGGAUGAGAGAGGAAAAUAAGUGUGACUAUUGGUUAUGCGUUUGCACAUAUGUCGCAAGUUAUUCUUGUCCCACUAUUUGAACAACUGCCGAAUGAGAACGUGGAGCCAAACAUUAUAGAUAGCGAAACAAUUUGCAGAUCUGUCAAUAGACGAAUCCACGUGUCUUCAAUUUUUUUUCCUCUAUUAACAUUUCCACUGUUCAAAAACAUUUAAUAGGAAAAUGUUCCCAGAAUUAUUUUUCAAAAUAAAAUUCGAUGACGUGAAUGUUCUCUUCCUUUCAGUUUAUUUUUUUCUUGUUUUCUUUUUUUUUUUGUUAGUCAAAGAAGAGGUCGGGUGAAAAGUUCGUAUCUUUCGCGUCGGACCAUUCCGAUGUUUAUGAACGCAAAGAUCGAUCGUAUAUGCCUGAAUGGCGCCUGUCGGCGACCUCGGGGUCCUCGACGGGUGACCACGCAUUGACUUGAAAACUUCUACAUGCGCUCUCUUUCUCUCUCUCUCUCUCUCUCUCUCACUCUCUCUCUCUCUCUAUAGUAGUCGAGCUCUCAAUAGCAGACGCUUAUCAUCCAAUUUCACAACAGUGUUUAUAUAUUUGUCUGUGUGCGUGUAGGUGUAUGUGUGCUUCUCGACUGUUAUGAAUAUAUAUUGGAAGCACGGUCCCAAGCGCAUAUUGUAUAAACUUUACUGUUAAAGCUCCACGUGCGCGUUCGCGAUUAACGCUCAAGUCAGCAGAUGUUCGAUAGACGUAAUCCCCGGUUUGCUUAUCACUCGACGAUAACGAGUGCUUCAGCACCAGGUGGCCGAAAAAACACUUAUCAUUUUUACAAUUUUCUAAAAGUAUCGUAGAUUCCCCCUCCUAACCCCCCGAAAAACCAAGAUCCCUAAAGUUAUCACUGUCGUUAAGCGUCGAAAAAUAUUUUUUACGCGAAACGAAUUUUAAACAUUUUGCAACUUUAUAAAGUACGUCUCAGUUCACUUUUGCUUUUGUUCUACUUAUUUGUUUAAUAAAAUAAAAAUUAUAUUUCGAAAAAGAACUAAAUUAUUAAAGUCCCAUUACUUGUUUGUAAAAAUUCGAUUUGAAUUUCGCGCCAAAAGUUCUGUAACCGUCCGUCCAGAUGUCGAUAAAACUCUCUCACAAGCGGAACUACAACGCUCAGGCCAUAACAUUUACCGGAGUCAUGGAAGGUUCAGAGCGGGACGCUGGUUUUUGCAGUGGAGCUGACGAGGACGAUAUGUCAGGCCUGCAUUCGCCGAGCGCAUCCGAAGACAGUGUCGAGGUUCAAGUGACGCCGAUUUCUUUGCGAAACAAAAGAAAAUUAGCGGAGCCGAGAAAAAUCCUCGAACCCAGUACAGCACCACUGAAAAAGCGACGAAGAUUCGAAAUUCUCCAAGAGACGGACGAGGAAAGUCGACCUGCAACAUCCCCCUCACCCAGUCCCUUCAGGCCCUGGAGUUCAUCAACAAAAACCGAAAGCAAAAAAUCCGUUAAUUCCUGUUUCAAUGUCGACAAAGCAAAAGAUAGUAGUGACGAGCAAAAGCAAACCGAAGAGGAACAAAAGAAAGAAGAAAGAAAAGAGUUGUACCUCCAGGAAGAGGCACAAAGACGUUACGAAGCCAGAAUUCAGGAGGAGGUCCUCCAAAGACUCCACGAGUCAAAUCGAAGACCAACCUCACCCUCGGAAUGUUCCACUCGUUCAUCGGUUUACUCCGGUCAAAGGCGAGAAUCCCGUCAGAGGUUUGAACCGCCACUUCCACCGCCGCCACCGCCAAUGUCAGCCCAUCAAAGGCUUCAAGACGAACCACUCUCUCUGGUUCUUCGAGGCGAAGUUCUCCGAGGUGAAGUUCCCCGAGUGCCCUCCCAUCCGGCAGUAAGUGGCGGCUCCUUCGAGAGGCCGACGACCUACCACAUGGAUCACGUAUUACCAUCUCAGACGACAUCCAACGAUCACGCGAGGCAUCAUCUUCCUAACGGUCAGCAGAGAAAUUACAAGAACAUGACCCGCGAACGGAGGAUAGAGGCGAACGCAAGGGAACGAACGCGGGUGCACACAAUCAGCGCCGCGUUCGAUACCCUUCGACGUGCGAUACCCGCAUACUCCCACAAUCAAAAACUAUCCAAACUCUCGGUUCUCAGGAUCGCGUGCAGCUACAUCAUGACCCUCAGUAAAAUAGUCAACACACCCGAGGGCGAACCCGAGAACAAUGUCUCCCUCGGUGCUUGCGUCGAUCUUGUCUCCAAAACAAUACAAACCGAGGGCAAACUAAGAAAAAAGAAAGACGAAUAAUUCCCAUUAUUAAUCGUAUCCAAAAGUUGGACAUUCAAUUCUCAUUUCUCAAUCUUCAAGAAUCCGAAAGUUUAAACCCGAAAGAAAGUAAACUUAUCCAACUAAGAUCCAACUAAAAGUUGGGAUCUUCAAAAGAUUGGUUUUUGGAAACCGAAAAACAUAGUCCGAAACCCAUCAGAAAGUAAACUUAUCCAACCAAGAUCCAACUAAGAGUUGGAUCUUCAAUAAUCUUCAAAAGAUUGGUUUUUGGAAAAAACCAACUAAAUAGUCCAACUAAAUAGUCAAAUACGUGGGAAUUAUUAUUAUAAUACGUCAUUUUAAAGAUCAAAUUCUCAAAGCCAUUGAGUCUCUUUUACCUGACCUACCUUUACUCCAAGAUGCUCAAAGCUGUGCUCGCCAACUUGCCUAAGUGUUAAUUUAGAUAAAAUGUAUAAAUCAGUGCCAGAUAUGCUUGACAAUAUUUAAUAAAUGAUAGCGAAUCUAGUUCCCCCUCACACCCCCUCUCUAGUUUCCGAUGUAGAACUCAAAUCUCUGUCGUUUUUUCGUCUUCUCGUUAUACACGACAAUAAAAAAAAAAAAACUCAACAAUCGUUAGAAUAUUUAAGUAAAUAAAAAUUCUUUCCAAAAACAACAUAUAUGUACUCUGUCUUAUCCAAAAUAAUCUUUGUCUUCGAAUGAUAAAAACUAUUUCACUCUCUAAAUCUGCUGGCAACAAAAAAGUUUUUUUUGUAGAAUAGGGAAAAUUUUAACAGGCCUCGGAUGGACUUUAAGACACAUGAAAAAAAGCCGCUUUAGUCGAUUAAAAAUACAAAAAAAGGCGAAAAAUUCUAUUUAAUUCAGUGUUGCAACAAAAAUUUUAUCAAUUUAAAGAAUUUUUUA
Messenger RNA from Leptopilina heterotoma, 7884 nucleotides. It is a transcript of the gene net, whose product is annotated as T-cell acute lymphocytic leukemia protein 1. The coding region runs from base 5836 to 7005 and encodes 389 amino acids. The transcript has 2 exons. The record is from RefSeq and is a predicted model, not a curated record. NCBI's taxonomy places the organism in Eukaryota, Metazoa, Arthropoda, Insecta, Hymenoptera, Figitidae. Gene Ontology annotation, molecular function: protein dimerization activity; DNA-binding transcription factor activity.